Molecule: messenger RNA, 3726 nt
Organism: Macroventuria anomochaeta
Lineage: Eukaryota; Fungi; Ascomycota; Dothideomycetes; Pleosporales; Didymellaceae
Exons: 4
Coding region: 317-3490 (1057 amino acids)
Source: RefSeq, a predicted model, not a curated record
CCUCUUCUGCACCUCAACACCACGUCGACUUGACUGGCUGCGUGUCUGCACCGACUCACUUUCAUUCGUUCCUUACCCUGCAGGCUCACUAAUACUUGGCUUUGCCUACACUCUUUUACACACUCACUUAGAUCGGUCUUCACCUUCUUCCUUCGCUCUUUCUUGUUACGCGCGCGUCACUUCAGCUCAGCACACUUUCAACUUCGAAUUCGCGCCUUCUCCGUUCAGAUCGCGAUUGCCUCCAGGUUCACCUCUAGUAUUAAUCCGAUGGCCAUUACUACUCCAUACUAACCCACGCCUACUCCACACCUUUGCCAUGCGCUCCUACCGCUUCCUCCUCGUGUGCAUCGCGUUGAUCUUCUGCCUACACUCCGUCACAGCUGUACCUCAAUCUGCAGUCCGCCGUCAGGAUGACAGCCCUUCAGACCGUUCACAGGCGCCUACCGUCACUUCAUCUUCGCGCCCAUCGGCUACUGUAACGUCGUCCGAUGAUGAUGCUUUCACUUCAACAACCGAAUCCAGACGUGCCUCUUCCACUCCAGCUACCUCAACAAGCUCGGCAGAGACAAGCAUGUUCAUGCAAGUACCGGUCACUGCGUCGACUGCACCCCAGUCAACGAGCUCAGCAGAAGUGAAUCCUGAGAACCCUUUGCCCUUCCAACCCAGUUUGACGCCGGCGAUGGGUAUCAGCGGUGUAAUUCUGUUGCUAUCAGGCUUGGCUUUCGCUGUCAUCGGUAUCAAGAACAAGUGGGUCUACGUCUUUGGCUCUGCUGCAUACUUGACCGCAUUAGCUGUCACUGUUCUCAUUGUCUACCUCAUGAACCCUCCGGUCUCCAAUGGUGUUCAAGGUGCCUUCUUCGUCGCCGCUUUCUUUACUGGUGUCAUCUUUGGUGCCGUGUCGUUGGUAUUCCCAGACAUCACUGAAGGCUUCGGAUGCCUCCUUGGUGGCUUCUGUCUGAGCAUGUGGUUCCUCUGUCUUAAGUCAGGUGGUCUCAUCACUUCAGUAACCGGCCGCGCGAUCUUCAUCGGGUGCAUGAGCGCCGGCGGAUACUGCCUUUCUUUCAGCCAUCACACCCGCAACUACGGUUUGAUCGCAUCAAUUGCGUUUUCAGGUGCGACUGCCACUAUACUGGGUAUCGAUUGCCUCAGCCGUGCAGGCAUGAAGGAGUUCUGGCUAUAUCUAUGGGCGCUCAACGAUGAUGUAUUCCCGCUGAAUACCAAUACUUACCCUGUCACCAAGAACAUAAAGGCAGAACUCGCCGGUAUCGUAAUUAUAGCAGUACUCGGAGUCGUCUCACAAUUACGCGUCUGGAAGUUAGUCAAGGAGCAUCGCGAGAAGAGUGCAGCUCAGCAGCUCGAGAAACAGCAAGAUCAAGAACGGGAAGAGGAGGCGCUCGGUCGUCAAAUCGAAGACAGCUUCCAACGAGAGCGCGCACAGUGGGAGGCAGCAUAUGGCGACAAGAGUGUCCAGGAGUCCAGUGUCGCAUCUUCUAUCCUGAGUCCAGAACACUCGACCAGCAUCCGCGAGAAGGAAGUCCUCGCCACAGACAGCCUGGAGCUUGUGAACAUGCAGAAGAGCGGCGUCAUGCUCUCACCCAACCCCGAUACCCCAGCCGGCACCACGGUUACCGUAAGCGUUCUUAAAGACGAUAUCCAGCAGAUCAACGCGCAAGGCAACCCGAUCACAUACUGGAAGGUUGAAUCAGUAACAGGAUCUGAUGGCGAUCACAAGGACUUGCCUGCCACACCCGAAGUCGCGCUUGCCGACAAUGUUACAAAAGGCAGUAGCCUUCGCCCGUCUUCAGUACCACCACCUCCAGUAAUCGUCCCACUUCCCUUCAAGGUACCAGAAGAGGAGGAUGCAAAGAGUGAAGAAGGAGAUAAUGCCUCUGUGUCGGCUGUCGCUGAGACUGAAAGCGUAUCUUUGAGCGGUCACAGACCCAUGUCGAAGCGCGUAUCGGACAUGUCAAACCUGCGUCAGGUGUCUGGUCAGAGAAGCUCACAUAACGUCUCAGAACCCCAGGAGGACUCGAUCAAUGUACCACACAUCGAGGACGACCGCGCAUCGUCAAUCGCCGCUACCCUGGACGACGAACACGACGAUGUCUCUUUGCGCCAACUUUCCCCACCCCACUCGCCAAUCGGCACAGAACAUGAUAAUACUCGCGUAGGAUCUCCAGUCGCCUCCACGAAAGGAGCAGAAGUCAUCUCCCAGGACGAAGUACAGGGUUCGAGCGAUGCCGAAGCCAAGGAGUCAGAUUCAACUGCCGAAGAAGCAGUUGCAGAUGCGCCAGCACGACUGACCAUGCGUCAAUCCCUUACCAGCAGUACUGAUCCCAAGCCAAGCGAUGCAAGUGCGAAGCGCUCACCUCGUCGCAAUUCACGCUUCAGAGCUGAUACCCUAGUAUCCAGCGCGAAGGGGAACAGUGAGGGUGAGCAGUCGAAAUCGAGCAGCGAGAAGGCACUGUCACAAAGUUCACAGACCGAACACGAGGCAUCACAUGUCGGUAGCCUAAAGGAGAGCACUCUUCCCGGUCGAUUCUCUAAGGUCGCCUUGUCCUAUCGCACUAACGAGUGGGCCAAGCACCUCGAGACCGCAGAUUUGCCAGCGCUCGAUGACUUGCCUGUACCAUCAUCGCCUGGUGCAGCUCUUCACCAUGGCUCGGAAGAAGCACCAGUACCCGUCAGCGACGAGAUCGCGGCUCCUUUGAUCGGGAGUCAACGCAACUCGAAAAGGAUGUCAACCGAAAGCAGGAACAAACCUAGCCUCAACCGCUCGACUUCGACCUCGCAGCAAUCGCUGACCAAACAGCAGCCGAUGUCACGGUCUCCUUCCGUCCUGUCACCGCCUGCGUUAUCACGGUCGAACUCCGGAACUCAACUCGAUGCUUUGUCACCACUACCCACUAACACGCUGAUGGGCCAGCGCGAGAGCUUGAUUCGCAACCGCGUCUCGUCACAAUCCUUCUCGCCACUACCAUCGCCUAGACAGACAUUGCUCGAACAAAGCGAGCAAGACGAUAUGACCCUCGCCCAAAGGCGACAGCUUCUUAAGCAGAGCCCGACCUCGCCUCUGCUGCAACAUCAACCUCCUAUAACCUCUCCACGAAGGCCUCCUCCUUCUACCGCGCAGAAGUGGCAGAAGAAGGGUUGGGCUGGCCAGGGUAUAGCUCCAGGCUUCGACUCCCAUCAACCCCAGCGCACGCCUAGCUCACAGUCGAACCGCAAGAGGGAAGAUCUAUAUGCUGACUGGAGGGAGAACAUCCGGGAUGUCACUCCACCACAGACAGCAGCGUACGUCGCGGAGCAGCAGCGUGCGGCUCUUCUCAACGAUCGACGACAGAAAGAAAUAGAGCGACAGCAACGUGAAGCAGUCCAGCAGCAACGAGCGUCGAUGAUGGACAACAUGAUGCGAAGCGGGCAGAUGCUUGACGCGCACCGCGAGGCCAUGCGCAAGAUGCAAGCCAAUGCCAACAAAAGAGCAGCGUAGAUUUAUUGAUUCCCCACAUAGUUAUUUUCUCGUACAUAGGUUAUGAUCGGAUCGCCACGGAAGCAAACAUAUAGGUAUGACGGACGUAUAAACGGGCAAGGUAUGUUGUGGAUAUGAUCUGGGAGCUACGUGGGAUGAGGACAGUACGAGGUAGCACCAUGGACGCUCAUUUUCAAUAUGUACAUAGCCCUACUGCCGACCAGAAGGUAGAUCGAUACCCUAGCUAUACAUGCAAU